CAUGAUGGGAGCUGAACAGUGGGGACCUUGCUUUGAUGACAUCUAAAGCCUUGUUUUUGAACCCAAGCCUGGAGCAAAGCUUUUAAAUGGAGAGGAAUCAGAGCAGAGUCACUCAAUAAAACAUAGGAAAGGUUUCAACAGGGAUGCCCGCUAAGCCUGCAGUUUUCACCUUUGUGCCUCUGGUGCACAAGCUUCCAGUUGAAAGCAUUCUUGCCAAGGAUGAGAGGUCUGAAACCCUAAAAGGAAAAUCAGAUAAGAGCAUUGCUGUGUCCCAGGAGAGGACAACCGGAGAGGCCAUGUCACAGGAAGACAUUUGCAAAGCGGAGAUUGUCUUUAUCAAGGACGUUUAUGAGGAAGGAGUACGGAAACUUGUCCAACUGGAGCAAGAACCUCAGUAUAGUCCACCAGAUCAUGAAAGCUUCUGUGGAUCCAAGUCGUCUCCUUCAGUCAGUGCCCGUUCUGAAAAUACACCCAAGCAUGAGGCCACGGCGACAGUCUCUAUGGAAACAGUUGUUGAUAAAUGCAGGGGCAGUUCCUGGCAGCAGUGCUACGAUAUCUCUGGGCAUUCUGAACAUAGCUUGGGGUACAUGGCAAACACAGUGUCUGUGUCAGAAGACAGAACUAGUCCCAUAAAUUCUCCGGACCUCUUCCCCACCCCUUCUUCCUCCAGAGAGUCCAUUCUUUCAGAGGGCUUGGAUAAAGAGCGGAGUUGGUACUCCAUGCAGCCGUCCUCUGUGGCUUCUCCUACUUCUUUUAGCAGAACUGUUUCUCAGUGUUCAUCUAUCCGCUCUGGAGUCUUCUCUCCUUCUGUGGUUCAGAUCAGGAGGCACGUUCUUGCUCCUGGCUCAAGUCUAAUUCAUACUCCUCAGUCCUGUUUCUCAUCCUGUGACAGUCUGUCCUCUUCCACUUGUCAGCAAAGUCCCCCUUCCCGGCGUCGCCCCCCUCUCACCCGGCUCUCCCUCCUCACUGCGAUACUUAGAAAAGGUCGUCUUCCUGUGCUGUCUUCUGGGCUGCAGAGGCCUUACACCCCCUGCUGGCCUGUUAACCCUGUGACUCUGUCUGUCUGCAAUGCAUGCUCAGCUGCCUCCAGUGUGGCCUCUGUUCCCCUGGAGAUUUCCUCCCGGUUCUCUAUGCCCACCUCUGUAGACAGUCGAAACCGUGUUAACUGGGAGCCCAGCAUGUUUCACCCUUCACCUCUAGCUGCAGAGUCAAGCAAACCCCUCAUGGAAGGUCCUCAAAUUCAGGUGACAAGCAGUCAACUUAGGAGAGAGCAGGUAAUUUCACCUCCACUAAAUAAAAGCAACACGAUCCCUGAAACCUUCCCACCUCUGCUCCCAAGUUUAAAAUCCAUUUCCAUGGUGCGGCAUGAAAAACCUGCCACAAGGGCUUGUACCAACAGCUUUAUUUCCAAGCUGCAAAAGCUAAGCCCUACCAUGCUCCUCACAGACCAUACAAAUAACUCCAAAAAGGUAAUUCCCCCAACCUCUACAUCUAUUAAAGAGCGUGAGAACUCUGUGCCUCUGAAAUGGACUUGCCCACCAAAUUCAUCUCUCUCAAGGCUCCAAAGGCUGUCUCAGCAGCUAAGAUCUCAGCCUGGCUUCCCGUCUCCUCUGCGUCCCGCUCCUGAACAAAAUACACCUUUGGAAACAGGUUCCUCUCUCUUGGAUUUGCAACAAACAACAAAGUCUGGGGGUGACAAGUCAGAGGGGAGCCGCCCUGUUUCCACACUUCAGACUUUUCAGAAAGGUCACAACCUAUCUCCUUCUUGCUACAAAACAGUAGCUUUUCCUGGUUGGUCAUCCCCCACCAAUUCAGCCACUCCUACACCCUCUCCUGCCCCACCAAGCAGAGACUUCACCUCUUCACCUUCCUGGUCCCAAUGCUCCACGCCAUCCCCAAGGCCAGGAAGUGGGAUUUCAGACUGCUCAGGCAGGGAGGAUAAAAAAAGAAAGCAGCAGGCACACAAGAUUAAGUCAAGCUACAAAUCACUGGCUGCAAUCCCAACAAACACAAUUCUCUUGGACCAGCAAGCUAUAGAUGAAGAGGUAGAGGAAAAAUGUAAUUAUAGCAACACCCAGGACAGAUCUGAUAUAGACACCCAUGAAGAGAUGUGCUCCCCUGCUGAACUCCGGCAAAAGUCAGAGGAACUCUAUGCAGUUAUUGAUGAGAUACUUGCAAACACCGGUCCACCAAAGACCUCAAAGUCAUCGACUACCAAGAAGCAUUUUGAGCACAAUCCCGCAUUUUCAAAGUCCUUGGGGCGUGAAACCAAAUACGCAUCUUUGUGCAGCUUGCACCCAUCUGCCAAUAAGGAGAGAAAACUGACAGAUAUUGAAAAGACAAAACCCGGGGUGAUUCGCCCGAUGACAGCUAUUCCUAGACUGACAGAUGAGGUCGAAGACUGGUUUAAAUCAAUUUCCUUGAGGAAGUAUUUUAAGCAAGCCAUAACUCAGAGGGAAAAGAUGGAAAAUAUCAGACUUGAAGCAGCACGGACUGAUUUGUUCACAGACUCAAAAAGAAAAUUGGUGGAAGAUAAGACGACAGCAGAAAGCAGAAGUCUGUUCCCGGUUUGUGAGCUGCACAUUAAGGAACCCGAUGAGCAGCUCAGUCCAAAUGGAAAAGAAGUGGGAACAUCUUUUGGUACCACUGGCAGGAACAUGGAAGUGUUUGAAGCUUGUUUGUAAAGUAUUAUAUUCCAAUGUUUCUCAGUAGAGAGUUAUCUGCCAAUCACAUACUAUUGCAGCUAAUUAGGCAUAAGAAGGCGAUUUUCACUUUAUCAGAUUGAGUAAAGGCUUGAAUCUUUGUAGCUGCUAACAGUUGCAGGCAGCUUAUAUUAAAAAGGGAUAAUACAACUGCCAAAAACUGAUUAUAUAAGAUCAACCUCUCGAAAUUCUUUGUAAUGUUUUUAACAGAAAGUCAUUUAUUACAGAAUAAAGCUGUGAUCUGUUAGUCUUUUGUUAAAUGUUUAAUUCUUUCUUCUGACAUGUUGAGACGCUGUCUUGUCAACUUAAAAAGCGUUUAGAAAUGCAAUAGAUUUCUUUUUAAGCAGACAAAUAUAGAGGGAUUGGAUAGAAAUCAGUCUCUCAUAAAUAGGGGUUGUCACAAUGUCUCUUAAAACAAGGGGAAAGCUAAAACAGUAUUAAUUGUACGGAAAAUCACCAAAGGGUAAUUCAUAUUUGACACAGACCUGUUCAGCUUUGACUAGAUGACAAAAAUGGCCCUAAGGCUCUCUUUAUUCAAUAAGUAGCUUGAGGUGCAGUAAAGGUUACCCCAUCCUUUAAUUAAGAGCCGCCCGACCUCCACUACCUUCUGUUCUGUUAUUGUAUAAAAUCUGUGGAAAUUAGGCACCAGACAGGCAAUGAAAAUGAAAACUCAUGCAAUUUUAAUAGUUGGUUUAAUUACAUCUUCCAUUUGUUUUUGUCUGACUUCCACAUUUAUCAUCGGCUUUUAAAGUAUGACUGCUCGAUUGCACAUGCUUCUCAGAGCACCCUUGGGCUUCACAGUAGGGUGGAUUAGAACGCUUUCCUUUAUGAGUGGAGAAAACUUUUUAUGAGUGGAGCAAAUCUUAUAUGCAGGAGAAAAUAAUAAAAGCUGGAUGGCCACAUAGUUGACUAAUCUAGAUAGAAACACCUGAAAUCAAAGAAGAGGGCUGUGGAGGUAAAAGAGCUGUUUAGGUAAAAGGUAAUGAACAGAAGCAGACAGGAAUGCCGGAAAAAAAGUCUAAGAUAGUAAUAUUUUUUGUUAAAUACACAAUAAUAAACUAAGAAUCUGAUCCACAACGAGUAAACUACAAUGGUAGUAACUAGAGAACAUAAAACAAUUAAGCAACAGAGACACAACAAAACCCUAAGACUCAAUUAAUACCUACCUGUCAUAUCAUCAAGGGUGUAAUAGUAAUAAAUAUGAGCCAACAAUCUGCUUUUAAUACAUUACUUGAGCAUGUUCUCAAUAUUUAGGUAAAUCUGGGACUCCUGCAAACCAAGAUGUUUAUUUCUCUCUUCAAGUCCCUUAAAGACCCCCUUUAUUGAUGCCAUGCUAUGAUAGCAGAACACUGCAGUGUGUGUUUGACAUUUUAUAUGUAAAAUGAUGAGCCACAUUAAGACUGGUAUUUUUCCUUUGGUAUGUUACAGCUGCCAAGAUCUUAGUCUUUCACUUGAAGUCAGCAAUAUACAGAUAUGCUGCCGGGAUAGGAAGUUUUCUGAACAAAAACCAAAUUUUAGUUCAGAAAGAGCAAAAUCCUCUCUUUACGUUUGUCCAUUCUGUCAUCUCAGCUUCUUCACUGAAAAGCUCACAGUACUUAAGAACCUUCCUGUGAGGUGUUAACUUUAAUGUAUUUCAAUUUCAGAAAACCUCACCCUAGGCUGAUGGCACUCAGCAGUCAGCCAACAGUUAAUAAAAGUGUUUGUCCUCUAAAAGCCCAUCUCAGUGAUUUUCUCCUGAUCAUAAAUCUUCAAAUACAAGAUGCCUACUUCAAUCACAGUAGUGAAUCGAGGGUUACACUCAUUGAGUAUCUGCAGUCUCUGUGGAUUUUACACUGCAUUUUAGAAAAGCUUGCAGCGUUUUGGUCAAUUUCCUUAAGAAUAUUGUCUGAUGGAAAGCUAUUUGUACACACCCUAGCAAAAGAGCCCAUCUGUGUGCAUCUUUAACUCUGUAUAUAUACUUAGUCUCUGAUGUUCUUUGACAAACGUCUAAGGUCUUCAGUCUAAAAAAAUAGAAUUAUUUGGAUGAAUGAACAAGCCAAAUAGUUCAGGGACAAAUAUCAGGGUUAGACUAAAACAAAACAGCAUUAAUCCAAAUAAAAUUAAUGUACUUUAAAGGAGC
This is a messenger RNA of Cyprinodon variegatus (sheepshead minnow), 4821 nucleotides long. RefSeq names its product muscular LMNA-interacting protein (gene mlip). NCBI's taxonomy places the organism in Eukaryota, Metazoa, Chordata, Actinopteri, Cyprinodontiformes, Cyprinodontidae. Gene Ontology annotation, cellular component: nuclear envelope; PML body; sarcolemma. Gene Ontology annotation, molecular function: lamin binding; transcription corepressor activity. The transcript has 12 exons. Gene Ontology annotation, biological process: negative regulation of transcription by RNA polymerase II. The record is from RefSeq and is a predicted model, not a curated record. The coding region runs from base 144 to 2684 and encodes 846 amino acids.